Molecule: messenger RNA, 1747 nt
Organism: Coffea arabica (coffee)
Lineage: Eukaryota; Viridiplantae; Streptophyta; Magnoliopsida; Gentianales; Rubiaceae
Source: RefSeq, a predicted model, not a curated record
GAGAAAGAAAGAAAAUAAGAAAACAAAGAAGUACCCAGUCAAUGUCCAAAGUCGAGACAAAGAAGAAGAAGAAAUGGUCUGAUACCCGACAAAAACAAGAAGGCAAUUCUCCAUCCAUUCAUUUCACUUCUCUUCCCUCCGCUAUCUCUCUCUCUCCGAAUAUUAACUGCCAAAACCAACCCCUCCAUCUCCUUCUCCUUCCCUUUCUUCAUUUCCCUGCAUUUUCUCUCCCUAUAUCAAAAUUCAAAACCUGAAAUAUAAUCUCCACAGGCAAAACAGCCCCUGUAAGCAUCAUCAUCGAGCAUUCAAAAGAUGCCGGCCACCGACAACCAGGGUUCAUUCUUGAACCGCAUCAGCAUCCGCCGCAACCAGGUUGCCGACCCCAACCUCGAGCUCGAAGACCUCGAACUCUUCCAAAAACACGUAGCUGAUCGUUUGUCCGACCUCCUCCCCGUCCCCACCCCACCCCCUCCAUCCUCCACUUCCGUGGAUUCUCCAUCCGCUGACCACGGCCCACCACCGCCCCCACCCAUGCUCUCCAUCUCCUGGUUUCGCAAGCUCCUCGACGUUUUUCUCUGUUGCGAGGCGGAGUUCAAAGCCGUUCUCAUCAUGGGUCGUGAUCCUUCCCAAUUCUGCAAGCCUCCUCUCGACAAACUCAUCCCUGAUCUUUUAGACAGGGCCAUAAAGGCCCUUGACGUCUGCAACGCCGUCACUCACGGCAUCGAGCUCCUCCGCCACUGGCAAAGCCUCGCUCAGAUUGCCGUCACCGCCCUCGAGCAACGUCCCAUUGGAGAAGGCCAGGUCAGACGCGCCAAAAGGGCUCUCUCGACUCUCCUCACUUCCAUGGCCUUUGAUGACAAAGAAAGCAAUAACAGCAGCAGUCACAAAGCCACGGAGCGUGCUUGGUCUUUUGGUCGCCGUGGUGGUGGUGGCGCCGCUGCAAAUUACGGUCAUAACCCCAAGGAUAAACCUGCCGGGACUUUCCGGUCGCUGUCUUGGUCCGUGGCUAAGUCUUGGUCCUCUGCCAAACAGAUCCAAGCCAUGUCGUCUAAUCUGGUGCCGCCACGUGGGGCGGAGGCAGCUGGGCUGGCGCUUCCGGUAUACAUUAUGAGUGCGGUUUUGGUUUUCGUGAUGUGGUCUCUGGUGGCCGCGGUCCCUUGUCAGGAGAGGACUGGGCUGGCCACCCAUUUGCCCGUGCCCAGGCAAUUGGUCUGGGCUCAGCCGUUGAUUGGGCUUCAGGAGAAAAUUGGAGAGGAAUGGAAGAAAAAGGAGAAGAAAGGCACUGCUGGAUUGUUGGAGGAGAUGCAGAGGAUGGAGAAGGUUGCGCUGAGCCUGGUUGAAUUUGCUGAUUCUUUUCAGUUUCCGUUGGAGGAUGCAAAGGUGGAGGAGGUGGCGGUGCAGGUAGCCGAGAUGGCGGACAUUUGUCUUAAGAUGGAGGAGGGAUUGGUGCCACUUCAGCAGCAGGUUAGAGAGGUGUUUCAUCGGAUUGUGAGGAGCAGAGCUGAGGUUCUUGAUGUUAUUGAUCAAGUUGGUAAAAUGUCCACACCAGUUCCAUGUUGAGACUGUAGGCAGGCACGUUUCAAUUGAGAUUUGAGCGUGUUUAGUAGAUUCAAAUGUUCUUCCCAGUUGAAUAUGUAAAUGUUUGUUGGUUCCCCGUUGAUCAUGAAAAGGUUUGAUACUAGUUUUUUUCCUUGAAAAGGUUAGCUGAUUCUGGUUGAAGUGCUAGUACCAUACUGAUUGAUCCCAA